AGAGCGGGCCCGCCCAGGUGCGCCGUGGGUUGGGCUGGAGCCCGGAAGGUACGCCGCCCCGCCCCGAACCUGUCCCCUCGCUCUCCCCCCGCAUGAAAGUGAAAGUGCCGAGACCACGGAGGUCAAGGAUUGGGGGGCGGGGCCGGCACGAACCUUGGAGUGGGUGCCGGGCAUCCAGGGGCCAUGGACGGGCUCGGCCGCCGCCUUCGAGCCAGCCUGAGACUGAAGCGCGGCCAUGGGGGACCUCCACAGGACAAUGCGGGGGAAGCUAUAAAGGAACCAGAAAGGGCCCAGGAGGGCUCUCUGCUCAGCUUUGCUGGAGGGCAGCACUUCUUUGAAUACCUUCUUGUGGUUUCUCUCAAAAAAAAGCGUUUAGGGAAUGACUAUGAGCCUACAAUCACCUACCAGUUUCCCAAGCGAGAAAACCUGCUUCGAGGCCAGCAGGAGGAGGAGGAAAGGUUGCUUAAAGCCAUCCCCUUGUUCUGUUUCCCAGAUGGCAAUGAGUGGGCACCUCUUACCGAGUACCCCAGGGAGACAUUCUCCUUCGUUCUGACCAAUGUGGAUGGAAGCAGAAAGAUUGGAUACUGCAGGCGCCUCUUGCCAGCUGGCCCUGGCCCUCGACUUCCCAAAGUGUACUGCAUCAUCAGCUGCAUCGGCUGCUUCGGCUUGUUCUCCAAGAUCCUGGAUGAAGUGGAGAAGAGGCAUCAGAUCUCCAUGGCUGUCAUCUACCCGUUCAUGCAGGGCCUCCGAGAGGCAGCCUUCCCUGCUCCUGGGAAGACUGUCACCCUCAAGAGCUUCAUCCCGGACUCUGGCACUGAGUUCAUUUCGUUGACACGACCUCUGGACUCCCACCUAGAACAUGUGGAUUUUAGUUCUCUGUUGCACUGUCUCAGUUGUGAACAGAUACUUCAGAUCUUUGCCUCUGCAGUACUGGAGAGAAAAAUUAUCUUCUUGGCAGAAGGUCUCAGCACCCUGUCUCAAUGCAUCCAUGCUGCCGCCGCGCUGCUCUACCCCUUCAGCUGGGCACACACCUACAUCCCAGUCGUCCCUGAGAGCCUUCUGGCCACUGUCUGCUGCCCCACUCCCUUCAUGGUUGGGGUACAAAUGCGCUUUUUGCAGGAAGUCAUGGACAGCCCCAUGGAAGAGGUCCUGUUGGUGAAUCUUUGUGAAGGAAGCUUUUUAAUGUCGGUCGGUGAUGAAAAAGACAUCCUUCCACCGAAGCUUCAGGAAGACAUCUUAGGCUCUCUUAAUCAGGGAAUUGAUGAAUUACAGACUUUAGAAGAAAUCAAUGAGCAUGUUUCAGGCCCUUUUGUAAAGUUCUUUGUCAAAAUUGUGGGCCACUAUGCUUCCUAUAUCAAGCGGGAGGCAAAUGGGCAAGGCCACUUCCAGGAACGGUCCUUCUGUAAGGCUCUGACCUCUAAGACCAACCGUCGAUUUGUGAAGAAGUUUGUGAAGACACAGCUCUUCUCCCUUUUCAUCCAGGAAGCUGAGAAGAGCAAGAAUCCUCCCGCAGGCUAUUUCCAACAGAAAAUACUUGAAUAUGAAGAACAGAAGAAACAGAAGAAACCCAGAGAAAAGUCUGUGAAAUAACAGUUGUGGUGAACAGGAGAGACUACACCUGCAGGCCAGUUUUGGACUUGAGCCCCUACCAGAAUGGUAGGAUCAGGGAAGCCCUCAGCCCCCAGAAUCCAUAGCAUCUUUUGGAGUCCACCAUCCAGGCCUCACUGCAAACUGGUGUCUGAAUUUCGUAUCCCUGGUAUUGGCUUUUUCAAGUCUUUACAGGGCUCUGACUCCAUGCCCACAGAACUGGGCCCAGAGCUGUAUUUUUUGCAGGGGUGACAGAGAGUAGGAAAUAGUGCAGGUAUUACAGACGCUUGGUUAGAAGUCAUCACAACUGCUCUCUCACUAUUACAUCUUCAAUAGAGAACAGAGUUGUGGCCCAGAGGCUUAGCCCCUCCACAUAGAAAAAGGUCUGUGGACAUAUAAGGAUGACAGUAAAGAAGAAAAUCUUAUUA
Molecule: messenger RNA, 2015 nt
Organism: Otolemur garnettii (small-eared galago)
Lineage: Eukaryota; Metazoa; Chordata; Mammalia; Primates; Galagidae
Gene: DENND2D
Product: DENN domain containing 2D
Exons: 12
Coding region: 184-1590 (468 amino acids)
Cellular component (GO): cytosol; nucleoplasm
Source: RefSeq, a predicted model, not a curated record